ACAUGGGGAAGUUCGAACCAAACCAUCGGCAAGGCUAGACUGCGUAUUUAUCGUUCAACAUCCAUACGUUUUUUUUUUCUAAUUUUACGCGGUCAGAAACCUUCUAAAACCAAAGUAUAAAACUCUUUCGGAAUUUUUCCCCCAAACUAUUCAAAAAAUCAUGACAAAAUUAUCAACCCCAUCAGUUUUAAAGACGAGAGAGAGUUCCAAGGGCUUGCUCUCUCUCGCUGCUCGUGUUUUGCUAGCCCUCUAGUGGGGGAAAAAGGGGAAAUCACGCGCAUGCUCCACGCCUAUGUCGAGAAUCAAUAGCUCCAAACAAACAGCAGCAAAAGAGUGUGUUGGUGAACGUCAUGGACAUAGUUUUGUGUUCGGAAUGUGCUUGUUUUUAAAUAUCAUCUCCUUGUGCAUUUUUAGUUAGUAAAAAUAGUAAAGGAAAAUUAACUAGAGCAAUUAAAUAGUGAAGCAAAAAUUAAUAGAGAAAAUAAAGAGAUAGAAUAUAAAGAAGAGGGAUAUAGAGGGCAAUAUACAAAAGGAAGAGAAAGAUAAAAGACAUCGUUAAAAGAAGAAUAAUGAUCGUGAGAUGAGGGAGGCGAAAUUGGAGUAGUAGGAGAAACGGAGUGGUCCAGAAAAUGUUCUCUGAAGUCCCUGCGUUCCGAGGUUCGUUUGUUGUGUGCAGUGUUAUCGUGUAGAGCCAUGGAUAUAGUGUAGAACCUUUUUCGUUGCUCUUAGAAGAUCAGGAUUGAAGAUCUCGUUUUUGGCCUCCAGCUAUCUUCUUCCUGGACCUUUUCGUCCCUGACGAAAGCGGGGACCCAACUUAGGAUAGAAAACGCGGGAGAGAAAAAAGGAGACCGUCCUUUGAGAAUGGAUUUAAUACCGGGCGGUCUGCUCGUACCUGCCAAAAAUGCGGAUAUCAAUACCUACCACUCUUCGUUUUACUCACCGCCACCCACUGAAGCGUCUCGAUCAGGAUACGAUUCGAGUAGUGGCGAUGAAUCAGAAGGAGAGUAUCCAUCACCUUAUCCAGCGAACUCAAGUUCAUCGACUGCGGCGUCGAAUAAUCAGCCCCAAGGAAAACAAAUAAGCAAAGGUCGAUGGACAAAGGAAGAGGAUAAUCUCCUAAAACAGCUGGUGAGCCACGCUGAUCAACUGGGCUCAAAUUUGCGAUGGGACGUUAUUUCUUCACAUUUUCCUGAUCGAAGUGACGUACAGUGUCAGCAAAGAUGGGCCAAAGUCGUAAAUCCAGAAUUGGUCAAGGGCCCAUGGACGAAAGAGGAAGACGAGAAGGUCGUGGAAUUAGUCGAUCGAUAUGGGCCGAAGAAGUGGACGCUCAUAGCUCGACAUUUGAAGGGCCGAAUUGGAAAACAAUGUCGCGAAAGAUGGCACAAUCACCUGAAUCCGGGAAUCAAGAAAACCGCCUGGACAGAAGCGGAGGACCGGAUCAUUGUUGAGGCACAUCGCAGGGUUGGGAACCAAUGGGCAAAAAUCGCCAAACUUCUACCUGGAAGAACGGACAAUGCAAUCAAGAACCACUGGAAUAGUACCAUGAGAAGAAAGUAUGAGGCUGAGGACGGCAGAGUCUCUGGAUCCAGGGGGCGAGGCAGGAGAAAAGCGUCGGAAGCAGCACCUAAUCAGAGGAGAGAUACCCGCAGUGUACCGGAGGACAGUUCCAGUCAAAUCAGUAGCACAAAAUCCAGAGGAGAGAGCAAUUCAACAGUUACGCCAUCGUUACCUGACAAUGCCGUUUGCGGUGAUCUUGAUCAGUUGGAUUGGACGACAGCUUGGGAGCAGCAACAGCAGCGUCAGUCGACAAAUCGAAAUCACAGCAAUCAAUAUCAGAACAUUAUACAGAUGAAUGAACGCAACGUCGAAAGGCAACUUGCAUCCCCUCCUCGCCGAGAAGGUCCUACAAGAAUAAAGUCAGAAACCAUGUCCCCCUUUUCGAGAUACUUCGAUUUGGAAAUGUCUAACGAGGCGAGCGGUUCCAGAUCUUCAGAAAUCCGACUUUUACCCAUGCCCGACCUGGAGGAAACCGCUGACUCGUGCGGGGACAAGGAGAAGACUAGUCCGCCCCCGAUUCUUCGGAGGAAGCGCACCAUGCAGUUAUUGGAAAGAACGGAUACUCCCGACAGUGGGAACCAGUCUGAUUAUUUACUGGCCCACCAUCACCACCUUGGUACAACGCCCUCGACCCCCAUUAAACAACUUCCGUUCAGUCCAUCCCAGUUUUUGAACAGUCUCAGUCCCGAAACAUCUUGGCCGCGGGCAAGCACACCAAAGGGAAGUCCCGAAACACUCACGACUCCCCAGCCGUCAGGCCUGCGUCGCAAUCAAGGCGUUGAUAUUCUAGAUGGGACAACACCUAGGACGCCGACGCCUUUCAAGAACGCCCUCGCUGAAUUGGAACGACGAAGUGGGGCGACAACUCAACUUCCGGCAACCCCGAGUCGACUUGAUGCUCUGACGGAGAUUAUCAAGCAGGAAACUGAUCGGGAGAGUCUCGCUUGUUCCAGUAGUAUGCUCCAGGACUCUGGAUAUGGAACUGGAAGGCGGCGAGGAAAGGAGAAUAGUGCACCAGGUGGCAAACGAGCUCGAAAGGCUCUUUGUCAGGCUUGGGCCAAUUCUCAGGACUCUUCCGACAUGAGCUUCGCCAUCGAAACGCCGAGCAAAAGUUUGGAUACGUCGGUGCUGUUUUCUCCUGCAUCGUUGGCCCUGGACGACAGUUUUUUGGCAGCAGGGCCGAGUCCCGUGAAGAACUCCCACGACUUUGCGUCCGUUCACCGGAAGUCUAAUGCCAAGAGGGCGAUAUCGUUUGACGCGUUCGACAGUAAUUUCAGCCCUCAACCUCCACCGCCAUCCAUACGCGCCAAGUUGGAAGUGCAAUGGUCAAGAGUUGCUUGUGGUCAGACCAGGGAUCAACUGGAGAUGACGAGAGCAGCUCGUCAAUUUCUCGGCAUUCACGGAUUCCUAACACUGCGUCCGCGUUCUCUUAAAUUUUAAGUUGUACUACCUGAAAUGUGUAAUCUACUUCGAGAUUCACGAUUCAGUCCUCAUCCUUUUCACGUCUGCGACGUUCAGAUAAAGUUCAGAAGAAGGACUUUGGAGGAAUCGUGAAUCUCUCGACUGAUAAUUAGGAAGACGGCAAAUGGCAAGAGCAUUUUAUUACUUCGAUUUGAAUUUAUUCGAACGCUGAAUCAGUGAUUCGACAAUAUAAAUAAAUAAAUGAACGGGCGGAUAAAUAUUUGAAAUGCUGCUUCCUGCUGAACUUUUCCAUUCGCUGCACUUCGAAUCUUCUCGAUUUUACCGAGAAACUUCGAAAUCAUCAACCAAUGGGGAAGAGAAUUAAAUUUAAAUGCAGCGAGUGUUUUUUUUUAAAUACUACUACAAAUUUGUAAAAAUAUAUUUCAUAUGUAAUUUUUCUGAGAGGUGUUUCUUAGAAUCAACAAUGUACGCCGUGUGCUGUUUUUCUAUGAAAGAGAAAUGAUAAAAAGAGAAAAAAAAAUUAUAGCCGGUUUAUUUCAUAGAAUAUUAUAUUAUAAUAUAAAACACUAUAGCGGCUGUUAUGUACAAAGAGCCUUUGUAAUUGGUAUUUAAUUUACAAGUAAAAUAUGUAAUAAUAAAAUGGUGAAGAUCGCA
This is a messenger RNA of Belonocnema kinseyi, 3633 nucleotides long. RefSeq names its product transcriptional activator Myb (gene Myb). The record is from RefSeq and is a predicted model, not a curated record. Gene Ontology annotation, biological process: regulation of DNA-templated transcription. Gene Ontology annotation, molecular function: DNA-binding transcription factor activity, RNA polymerase II-specific; RNA polymerase II cis-regulatory region sequence-specific DNA binding. Bases 862 to 2997 code for a protein of 711 amino acids. Gene Ontology annotation, cellular component: nucleus. NCBI's taxonomy places the organism in Eukaryota, Metazoa, Arthropoda, Insecta, Hymenoptera, Cynipidae. The transcript is spliced from 11 exons.